Molecule: messenger RNA, 1023 nt
Organism: Plectropomus leopardus (leopard coralgrouper)
Lineage: Eukaryota; Metazoa; Chordata; Actinopteri; Perciformes; Serranidae
Product: tripartite motif-containing protein 16-like
Molecular function (GO): protein binding; zinc ion binding
Source: RefSeq, a predicted model, not a curated record
GUGAAGCAGCAGCUCAGAUCGCAGCAGCAAACUGAAGUGAGUCGGGUCAGAGAGCUCGAGGAGGAGCUGCAGCAGGAGAUCAGCGAGCUGCAGAGGAGAGACGCUGAGCUGGAGCAGCUCUCACACACAGACGAUCACACCCAGUUUCUACACAGCUACACCUCACUGUCAGCACUCAGCGAGUCCACACAGUCAUCCAGCAUCAACAUCCGUCCUCUGAGGUACUUUGAGGACGUGACAGCAGCUGUGUCAGAAGCCAGAGAUAAACUACAGGACGUUCUGAAGGAGACAUGGACAAAUGUCUCACUGGCAGUGACUGAAGUAGAUGUUUUACUGUCUCAACCAGAGCCCAAGACCAGAGAUGGAUUCUUAAAACAUUCAUGUGAAAUCACAUUUGAUCCAAACACAGUAAAUAAAAAUCUGUUAUUAUCUGAGGGGAACAAAAAAGUUACAAUGGCUCAAGAGUCACAUCAGUUUUCAGAGUUUUAUGAGUCUUGUCAGUCUUAUGAGUAUCAGCAGUCUUAUCCUGGUCACCCGGACAGAUUCACUGGCGUCUUGCAGGUCCUGAGCAGAGAGAGUCUGACUGGACGUUGUUACUGGGAGGUGGAGUGGAGCGGGAGAGGUGUCAUUGUGGCAGUCGCAUACAAGGACAUUAGUAGAGCUGGGAACUCAAAUGAAUAUACAUUUGGACGCAAUGACAAAUCUUGGGCAUUAUGGUAUUACAAUAACAGAUACACAUUAUGGUACAACAAUGUCCAAACUUCCAUCUCAGGUCCUCGGUCCUCCAGAUUAGGAGUGUACCUGGAUCACAGAGCAGGUAUUCUGUCCUUCUACAGCGUCUCUGAAACCAUGACUCUCCUCCACAGAGUCCAGACCACAUUCACUCAGCCUCUCUACGCUGGACUUAUGUGGCAUACUUAUGGACAAACUACUGACUUCUGUAAACUCACAAAGAUGCAAAUUAUUUGAAGGGACAUAGCAUCCCAAAAUCAACAAUACAUGUUUUCCUCUUACCUGUAGUGC